This is a messenger RNA of Cryptomeria japonica (Japanese cedar), 405 nucleotides long. Its product is annotated as NAD(P)H-quinone oxidoreductase subunit K, chloroplastic-like. Gene Ontology annotation, molecular function: NADH dehydrogenase (ubiquinone) activity; quinone binding; 4 iron, 4 sulfur cluster binding. NCBI's taxonomy places the organism in Eukaryota, Viridiplantae, Streptophyta, Pinopsida, Cupressales, Cupressaceae. The coding region runs from base 1 to 405 and encodes 134 amino acids. The record is from RefSeq and is a predicted model, not a curated record. The transcript has a single exon. Gene Ontology annotation, biological process: aerobic respiration; electron transport coupled proton transport.
AUGGGAGCCUAUACUAUUACAGGAGGAAUGUUUAGUACAGAUUCUUAUAGUACCGUUCGCGGAGUAGAUAAGUUAAUUCCUGUGGAUAUCUAUUUGCCGGGUUGCCCUCCUAAACCAGAAGCUAUUAUAGAUGCUAUAAUAAAACUUCGUGAAAAAAUAGCUCAAGAAAUAUCUGAAGAUAGAAACGAUUUUCAACAAGGAAAGAGUUAUUUCACUAGAAAACAUAGGUUUCAUUUUGGAUCCAGUAUUCUUAUUGAAAAUAAGGAGGAGAAGUUUUUUCAUCAAUCUUAUGAAUCUCGGUUUGAGUCGACUUUAGAGAUAACUCCCAAAACAUUUGAACCCAUUUUAGAGAUAUCAUACCCUUUUAAAAAUUUGAAGAAAAUACGAGAGGUUGCUGGCGAAUGA